Molecule: messenger RNA, 1996 nt
Organism: Solanum dulcamara
Lineage: Eukaryota; Viridiplantae; Streptophyta; Magnoliopsida; Solanales; Solanaceae
Product: 3-ketoacyl-CoA synthase 1
Exons: 2
Coding region: 240-1841 (533 amino acids)
Biological process (GO): fatty acid biosynthetic process
Cellular component (GO): membrane
Molecular function (GO): acyltransferase activity, transferring groups other than amino-acyl groups
Source: RefSeq, a predicted model, not a curated record
UAAAUUAGGACAGAUAAGUAUAGCUUUAUUGUAUCCAUUAUAUAUGUAGGUAGUGUUUCCUAUUCUUUCUUCCUCACCUCCCAGAACAAACCACAUCAAGACAAUCUCCCACACAAUAAUUUUUCUUCUUGGAGGUUCAACUAGUCCAACUUCUUAUACACUAUUCUUUUCUUCUAAUCUUCCUCUCUACUCUUCAAUCUUGAACACUCUUCAUAUAUUUUUUUCAGAAAGAGUAGAAAAUGGCAAAUGAAAGUAUAGAAAUGGAAAAAGAGAGGCUAACAGCUGAGAUGAAUUUCAAAGAUUCAUCCUCAGUUGUUAUUAAAAUCCGGCAAAAAUUGCCGGAUUUUUUACAAUCAGUAAAGCUCAAAUAUGUCAAACUUGGUUAUGGUUAUUCAUGUAACCCUGUCACACUUCUUUUGGCUACGAUUUUGCCAAUGGUUGUCCUAACUCUUAUUCAACUGACCGAUCUAAAAUUAGACCGGUUUUACGAUACGUGGACAAGUGAUCCAACUUUACUCAUAAUUGACACUUCAACCGGUCUAACCGGUUCGAUAGUGCUCUUUUUCCUUUUAGGGGUUUACUAUGUCAAAAAACCUAGACCGAUUUAUUUGGUCGAUUUUGCUUGUUACAAACCCCAAGAUGAACGAAAAAUGUCCGUUGAUUCGUUCUUGAAUAUGACAGAAGGAAAUGGUGCGUUUCAAGACGAGACUAUAACAUUUCAAAAAAAAAUAUCUCACCGUUCUGGAUUAGGUGACGAGACGUAUUUACCCAAAGGGAUCACAUCCAACCCACCAAACCUCAACAUGAAAGAGGCACGUGCGGAGGCCGAGGCGGUCAUGUUUGGUGCAUUGGACUCAUUAUUUAGCAAAACAAAAGUCAAGCCAGAGGAAAUUGGAAUUCUUAUAGUGAAUUGCAGUUUGUUUAAUCCAACACCAUCUCUUUCCUCAAUGAUUGUUAACCACUACAAGCUCAAAACUGACAUCAAGAGUUACAAUUUAGGUGGAAUGGGAUGUAGUGCUGGCUUAAUUUCAAUUGACUUAGCCAAACAACUAUUAAAAGCAAAUCCAAAAUCAUAUGCUGUGGUUGUUAGCAUGGAGAACAUUACAUUAAAUUGGUAUUUUGGAAAUGAUAGGUCAAUGUUGUUAUGCAAUUGUAUAUUUCGUAUGGGAGGUGCAGCCAUGCUUUUGUCUAACAAGUCGAAAGAUCGAACCCGGUCCAAAUAUGAGUUGGUUCACACGGUUCGAACCCAUAAAGGAGCAGAUGACAAUAGCUAUAAUUGUGUGUACCAAAGAGAAGAUGACAAGGGUAUCGUAGGGGUGUCACUAGCUCGUGAACUUAUGGCCGUAGCUGGUGAUGCUCUCAAAACGAACAUCACCACACUAGGGCCAUUGGUGUUACCGCUUACAGAGCAAUUCAGGUUUUUCUUGACAUUGGUCAAGAGGAAACUCCUGAAAGCUAAAGUGAAGCCCUACAUACCGGAUUUCAAGCUAGCAUUCGAGCAUUUCUGCAUACAUGCCGGAGGAAGGGCAGUGUUAGAUGAAAUACAAAACAACUUAAGCCUAAGCGAUUGGCAUAUGGAGCCAUCAAGAAUGACUCUACACAGGUUUGGUAACACGUCGAGCAGCUCGUUAUGGUACGAGUUAUCUUACACAGAAUCAAAAGGAAGGGUGAACAAAGGAGAUAGAGUCUGGCAAAUAGCAUUUGGUUCAGGUUUCAAAUGUAACAGUGCAGUUUGGAAAUCACUAAGGGCUAUUGAUAGUAAUGAAGUGAAUGAAAAUGGUAACCCUUGGUCUGAUUGCAUUCAACGUUACCCUGUGAAAGUUGCCCUUGCCAAGACAUAGAGGCCUGGACGAUCGUCUAUCAAUUUAUGUGGCACUGAUUGAAUUUCGAGAGUCAAAUUACUUUUUUCAUGUUGAAUUUAAAUAUUUUAAGUUAUCAAUUAUUGUGAAUUACGGUGCUUUUUAUAUUGUUUUCAAAUAUAUAAAUUUUAUUUAUU